AUGUGUCUCUGGGGCAUUGACGGCGCGAGAUUCACAUUCCUCGAAGCAGCUGACCAGCUUCCAACACACGAGGUGUUUCCAGAUUACUCUGAACGGCCAUAUUCAGAUCUUCAGAUACUCAGGUGUUCAGAUUCUUCUGAACGGCCGUGUUGCGCAGGCAUCGUGUCAAAGUUCAGCACCGCUCCACAGGGCUGGGACGCAAUUGUGCGCAACGACCCGGUGCGUUUGGCAGCUGAAACUGGCUAUUCCCAAAGCCCGAAUCAGAAUUCGUGUCCCCGCAGGCCGUUGGGGCGUCGCGGCGGCGCCACAUAUCAGGACAUACACAUUCGGGACGCCCACGGACGUCCAGAAUUCCUCCACAACACAUGUUGA
This is a messenger RNA of Ostreobium quekettii, 372 nucleotides long. NCBI's taxonomy places the organism in Eukaryota, Viridiplantae, Chlorophyta, Ulvophyceae, Bryopsidales, Ostreobiaceae. The record is from the annotation of a GenBank genome assembly.